This is a messenger RNA of Ochotona princeps (American pika), 9090 nucleotides long. RefSeq names its product crystallin beta-gamma domain containing 3 (gene CRYBG3). NCBI's taxonomy places the organism in Eukaryota, Metazoa, Chordata, Mammalia, Lagomorpha, Ochotonidae. Gene Ontology annotation, biological process: lens development in camera-type eye; visual perception. Bases 201 to 8927 code for a protein of 2908 amino acids. The transcript has 22 exons. The record is from RefSeq and is a predicted model, not a curated record. Gene Ontology annotation, molecular function: structural constituent of eye lens.
GCCGCCGCGGCGCGAGCAGCAGCUGCCGCGCGGGGAGCGCGUUGCGCCCGUGCCUCUCUCCCGCUCGGGAUGCACUGAGCCGCGCUGGCGCCUCGCGCCCCGUCGGAUCCCGCCCUCACCGGGUCCCGAGUCGUCGGGUCGGGCCGGGCCGGGCUCCAAUCUGACGCACACUGUCCGGGGCCGAGAGCAGCGCCGGGGAGAUGUCCGGCGGCCGGAGGAGGGGCAGCGCCCCCUGGCACAGCUUUUCUCGGUUCUUCGCUCCCCGAAGCCUUUCCCGGGACAAGGAAGAGGAAGAGGAGAAGCCAGGAACAGCCCAGCCGUCCGCUGCCGGUCGGGGCGCUGCCAGUACUGAAAAUGAGCCCACGAGUGCAACUCAGAAAAAAGAAAAUGUACUUUCAUCAGAAGCAGUAAAGAUUUCCCAAAGUGAGGACAAAAGGAACCAUGCUGAGAAACCAACUGGCCUUUCAACACAGGAAGAUUCCAAAAAGACAAAUGAUUUUUCCAGUUCUACUUCAGAAACCAGAACAGGAGAAGGUGACAAACAGCCAAAAGAAAGCUUCUUUCAGUUUCUUGGUAACUUAUUCAGUGUCUCAGGAAAGUCAUCUCUUAGUGAAGCCAAACAAUCUUCUUUCAAAGAGGACCAUGAUAAAAUUGAGAAAGACUUACCAACCACCAGUGACCAACAUAAAGAAGGGACCAGAAGGGAGAGGGAGUUUGCACGUGGUUCCCCGGGAUCCCAGGCACUUCCAACAGAAGAACAAGAAUCAAACUCCAGUGAGCUCUCAGAUGCGGUUUCUUUGGAUACCACACAAGACAGUGAGCAGGAAGCCAGUGAUGGAUCACAACAAAUUGAUGAUCAACCCUUCAGUAGGCCUUCAGUAACAUAUGCAACUUAUAGAGGCCCCCAACACAUUAGGAAAUAUUUAAAACAACAGACUAUAUUGGAAACUGUGAAUCCACUGGACAGGGAAAAUGAAAGUUCUGACUCAAGUACAAACACGCGUGUUGGUGGUUGGAGUGAGACUGAAGCUGGGACGGCGCCAUCACUGUCAACGAGCACAAGCAUUUCUACAGAAGGAUAUUUGGAAGCCUCUACCUGUAGCAGGAUAAGUGCCAAUACAGAAAACCAGCUGACAAACAGUUUAGAACUGCAGGAAACUGUUUCUUCUAAGCAUGUUUUAAAUAAAAAUGAUCCCGGGAGACUUGAGAAACGUCAGGUACCUCCUUCUGCUGUGGCUAACUCCGGAUGUGCUGUUGGAGAGUCUAACUCCCAGGGACUCCUAAGUUGUAUAUCCAUUUCUCAGACUGACGGACAAAGUUCUACACAGCUUACAGGAAAAGAAAACAGCGAAGUCACUUGCAGUCCAGAUUUUCAAGGGAAGACUACCAUAGGAAAUACGGUCAAGGAAACCAGCUCUCUGAUGAGUGGUGGGACCUCAGAGAAGGGAGAACAGGUUGAGCCUCAGAAACCUGCUGUUUCUGAUUUUUCCGGUAGUGAAUUUCCUGGGAGCAAUGCUGCCAAGCAAGGACAUUCAGACUUGCCAAGUCCUAACAGAUUAAUGAGGCAUGAAGAUCUGCACUUGCCAGAGAGUAAGUGUUCCGACAAGCAACCUGUAGACAACUCAUCAGAGCAAGCUGCCAAUCACACCAGCCCCGUUGCUCCUCAGGGACAUGCCGUGACAGACACAGAGCUUGUUGGUGAAGAAAAGACAUUAUCCUCCCAAGACUCAGAGAAAAAUCUGGCUGUUACAGAAAUCGGGCAAAAAUCAGAAAGUGCCUCAGCUGGUGAACCCACAACUUCAAGUCAUGCAAAAGUUCCAGAAGACAGAGUUAAAUCAUUUCCUGAAGGUCCUCCUCAGUUGUUUGAAGCAGAAGCCAAAAAGUCUGCUGUUAGGCCCUUGGGCAGCACUCCUCAGGUGAGAGCAAACCAAAAGGACCCUGCCUCUGUAAAAUGCAGCACUGACUCAGAAAGUGUAGCAUGCUUGGAAAUAGUGCCUGAAUUAGAUUUAGGACCUAAUAAAAAUCACCUUUCAGAAUCACCUCCUGACUCUGAGAGUCCCCAACAAACCAAAAUAUCACCUGAUGUUAAGACAUCUGUUUCCCUCAAUCGUGGAGAAUCAAAGGACACUACUUCACCCCCUACCUUUGUUUCUGGAGCUGAUGUGCUGAACACAUUGGCCGUCUCUGCUUUAAAGAAUGAGCACGCUGAAACUGGAGGUGAAAACAUUGCUGGUGUUUCCUGUCAGCCUAACAAGAAUCGAGAGGAAAGCAAAGCAGAUCAUGUUGAGUUUGCAAACAAGAAAACAUCUUUGGUUCUGGAAUCCAAGGAAGUUCUUCGUGAUGCAUGCAGGCUUCCUCAGGGUCUCAAAGCUGGUGACACUCAAUUACGGGAGGUGGAUUCAUUGAACCAACUUGAGUCUGGAAGCCUCCCUGGGCAUCGCUGCUCUGUUUCACCUAAGAAAGCAGAAUCAAAGCCUUCAGACACUAAAGCAAUUCAGGGCAUAACAGAGACCUCAGAUUCCUUGGAAACCAAAAGUGAUAAUAUUUCCAAAGUAUUCUCAAAAGCUGAAGUUCAAGAUCAGAACAGCAUUCCUCUUGAGUCACAUUCUGGAAGAGGAAAAACAGUAGCCUUGACUAAGAUAGCUGUUUCUGAAACAGAGUCCAGGGACAUUUUUCAGGGCAGGCUUCCUUUUUUUCCAUUUGAAAUUACAGAUACGCCUGCAAAGCAUAACUUAUCAAAAUUAACUUCUGCAGAGGCUGAACAGGAAAAAAGCCCUCAACCUGUGGAUCCCAGGCUCGAAGAGAAAUGUGCAGAUGCUGACCUUAAAGAGAAGGACCACGCUGAAGAGUCUCCUGCCUCCAAACAUCAAGGUGUGCAAGACAUAGAGACAGACCCCUUAGGUGACCAUCCUUCUGCUUGUGGGGAGAAAGUCACCAGGCGAAUGGCCCAGAAUCGUGAAGCCGACACUGGUGCGAUUCAUCAGGUUCUGGGUCUCAGCAGGGGUAAAAAGACAUCGGGUCUGUCAGAAAUGGCACAUCUCAGCUCAGCGAUUUCCUGCAAAUUCCAAGAAACUGACAGCACCAAAGCAAAUUCAUUCUUUCUAAGUUCUGAUGUGAAGUUGGAAAAAGAUGUCUGUGCAUGUGAGGAUUCAGAUCUUCCUAACGCCCCUUCUGUUCUGAGGUCAGAAAAGAGGGAGGACACUCGGUUUCUAAGUGAAGCCGUCAACAGUGUGUCUUCUUCCUCUCGUCACUGUGGAGGGGUUAUCAAGGUGAUGCAUUCACAUCAUCCUCCAAAUAAUUUUGAUUCUGGAAAAGCUUCCACAGACUUCACAGGGGAAAGUGCUGCCUUAACCAACCCGCUGCGCCCUGAUAACACUCUUUUGGAACUUGAAACACCUGUCUCGAUAGAAGCAGCAGUGACUCCAUGUCAGGAACAUUUGGGGAUUUGUACUGGGGAAAUAUCCCUUGAUUUUCCAAGCACUUCCCAGUUGGCUGGUCCUAUGGAAGCGGAGCCUGGAGCAGUUGCUGGGGCUCCAGUGUCAGUUAACAGCCCAAGCCAGCCGUGUUCUGAAGCCUCCGCUGAGCAUGUAGAAGCAGGGAGAAGAACAUGUGACCGAUUUUUGGAGAGUGCUUUACUCAAAAAGGCUGAUACACUGAUUGGUGAGGUUUUUAGUUCUGUCCGAGAAGAACUGAAAUCCAAAACCUGCCAGCAGCAUAAAGCCUUCAGUGGCACAAUGAAUACAGGUACCCUGACAGAAGACACCCCCGAGAACAAUCCAGCAGGGGAGAUGCUAGCAAGGGCACAGCGGGCAGAGUACUUGGAAGAACAGGGCAUGGAAAUCUUGUCAAAUGUCCUGGAAGAAGAGGCAGCCCGUGUUUCACCUGCAGUUGGUGAGAGGAAUCUCCUUCCUGGUUCAGAUAGAACAGAUACAUCUUCUUUGUUAGAAGAGAGAGCCAGGGAGUUAGUCAAUGAGGUUAUUUUUGCAGCCAAAGAAAAUUUGGCAAAUGCUGCUUUUGAACAGGUUAAGGAUGCCUGGGGUUCUGAACUUCAGGCUGACACUUCAAAAAUUCUGAAUAGUGAUGGUGUUAAGCCACAUGAUCCAGUUAGGGAGUUCUUGAUGUCCGGACAGGCAGCAAGUCAAAGCACACAUGAAAUUAGUGAAAAUAAAUUAUUAAGUCAAUUUUUUUCCGUGAGUAAUUUAGUUAGUGGCUCAGAGUCAAUAAAAGGAAGAGAAAUUAUUCUCUACCAAAAAUCUCCAUUUUCCAGAACUGGAGCUGGACAGUCUGGCAGUAUAAAUUUACAGGAGUCAGAUACAGUUUCACCACCUGAAGAUACGUCUCAUAAAGGAUUAGAUGGUAGGGUAAAAACAAAUGUGCUGCUCCGUGAGGACUAUACAAAAACAGCAGAAAUAGAGUGUGGGAAUGAUCACCAAACCUGGGCAGAAGAUAGAACUCUUGUAUUAACUUUUGAAGGGCCCUCACCAGCGAAUGAUGACAUCCAUGUACCUGGUACCUCCAAAGGCAGCUUAUCUGAUAGCCUUGUGUGUUUAUCUGAGAACAGCCUGCCGGGAUACAGUAAAGGCAAACCCCUCGCAAUGUCAGGAACUGGGAAAGUGCCCAAAAAGGAUAAUGAAGUCAAUAUAGGAAGCCUCAAGCUUGCACCUUCCACGAUAGCAAUAGGGAACAUUGACAAAAAGAAUGCCGAGUUGGAUAUUAUGAAAUAUGAAGCCAUCCCUUCCAUGUUAGAAAUGGUACAAGAAUGUAAAACAGAUUCUGUAACAACAAUCACAAACAUGGAACCCAGAGCUGAUAUUUUUAAAAUGGGAGAACUGAAAAAUCAGAAGGAUGCUGAAAGGUGUGUUGAAAAAACUGACGGAGUAACCGUCUCUUUAGCAAUGGGAAAAGCAGGUAUGACGGGGGAUCCUGAAGGGGAUGCUGGCAAAACGGAGGUGGUACCUGUUAUGCCAGAAGUGAAAAAUGCCCACCAAAAGGAUGCUGAAGGGGACAUUGCAAAAGCUGAGGUGACAGCUGUUACAUUAGAAGUGGAAAGCAUUUGCCAGAAGCAUGCUGAAGGGGAUGUGGGCAAGACUGCAGAGGUGGAAAACACCUGCCAGAGGGACAGUGUGGGGACUGAAAAGACCGAAGUGGCACCUGUUACGUUAGAAAUGGAAGGCACUUACCAAAAGGGUGAGGAAGGAGAAAUUGCCAAGACUGAAGUGGGACCUGUUGAAUUAGAGGUGCAAAGUAUCUACGCAAAGGAUGUAGAAGGAGAUGGUGAUGAAAUGGAAAGGAGACCCAUUAUGUUAGAAGCAGUGAAUGCUUAUCACAAAGAUGCCAGAGGGAUUUCUGCAAAGACAGACAGGCCUGUUUUGGAAGCUGUUUGCCAGAAGGAAGCUGAAGAGAUGAUUAGUAAUGUUGAAAUGGCACCUUUUGUGUCAGAAGUGAAAGAGGCUUACAAGAAGGCAGCACCUUCCACCUUACAAAUGGAAAAGGCACACAAAAGGGAUGCUAAGCAGACUCUUAGAACAGUCACAUCCUUGCCUUCCAUGAUAGAAAUGGAAAGAACAUCCCCAAAAGAUUCUGAUGGAAAUGCUGGCCAACAUGAAGUAUUUUCCACUGUUGUAGAUACUAAAAAGGUCUUUGGAACAGCACUGGAAAUGGCUAUUCCACAAGUGGAAACCAUGCCUCCUAUGUUUGAAAUUGCAGAAGAACCCCAAGUGUGUGCCAAAAGGAAUGUUGGAGAAAUAGAAGAAGAGGCCAUUGAAAAAAAGGAAGGUUUCAUAGUCCAUGACCACAAAGUCGCUUCACAUUUCAGGGGCUAUGAGUCACCUACAUUAAGUAAGGAUUAUGAGGGCUAUCCUGCCUUGGCCAUGCCAGCUUUUCAGCUUGAAGACACCACAGUGAGGCUAGACCAAAGCAUGCCUGUUACUGUCGUAUAUGACCAAUGUAGAGACCUGGGUUAUAAUGAUAACAAAGAACAGUCAAAUUUAGCCUUUGUUUCUCAAGAUGAACAAGAAAAUUCUUCGUUUACUAUAUUGUAUGAUGAGCCCCUUCAGGACGAAGACAGGUAUGUCUGUGCGGAAGUGAGAGCACCGUCUUUCUUGUUUCCUGAGGAGUCACCUGGCAGAGGGCCUGUAUUGACAUGCGAGAGGUCAGAGAGCAGAACUGACCUUGUCCACCAUUUUGAAAAAGGCACUAAAUCGGAUGAGAGGUCCGAUAGUGAUAGUUCAGAGGUAUUCUUAGCUGUGGAGGCCAAAAGAUACAAAAUUUACCCUUUAGCUCUGUCUCCCAUCUAUGAGGAUGACAGCUCCCAGGAGGAAAUCUUGUCGAAUGAGGUGUCACCUGGUCACCAUGGCUCCUCAAAAUCCAGAGAGAGUGCCAACCAGUCGUCCUCCGUGUUAUCACUGCUCCAGUCGGUGUCCGAGCGACUGAAGAUGAAUUUUGAUGAAGAUGAUGGCCAGCCAGCAGAGGAGGAGGAAGAAACAUUGCAUAAAGGAAGUCUGAGAACUGAAAGGAGGGAGCCAGUGACCUUGGAGUUACCAGAUCCUUCCAUCACGUUUUACUCUGAUGAUGAUGACCAGGAAAGCAGCAGAAUUCCCAAGAAUUCAUAUAUGUUACCAGAUGAACCUACUACCUCCAAUCUGCAAAUUGGUUUGUGGCCAGAAAAGACUACAUUUCUACAAAAAUCUGACCUUACUUCUAAGCUACAUUCUUCUUUAAAGAGUGCCUAUCAUCAGUAUUUGCAGGCUUCCAAAACUCACUCCUCAGAAAAAGGAGCCAGAUUCGGUGGGAUAUUACAGGAGCCAGUGUCAAAGUUUUUCCGUGUUCAAGACAGCCAAGGCAGAUUGAACCCUUUCCUAGAGAAUGUUGACAAACAAGUUCUGAGAUGUAACCCAAGACCUGGGAAGAUGGUUAUCUACGAUCUCCAUGGAAGUAAAUACAAGCAAGAGAUCUACUGUAAUAUUCCUGAUGCUACAUCUUGGUCCUUUCCAAAUGGAGUACUCAUAAAAGUUGUAAGAGGCUGCUGGAUUUUAUAUGAGAAACCACAUUUUCAAGGUCAGAAAUGUGUGUUGGAAGAAGGGGAAAAGGUAUUAAAUCAUGACUGGAUUCUCCAGAACAGAAAACAUCCACAAAGAAAUGUGUUGGGUUCGAUCAGACGCGUCUUAAAGGAUUGCAGCAUUCCAGAGAUAGAACUUUGUUCACAGUCUGACCCAGCAUGCUGUCCUGUCUUCAUCCAGCGAGCUGUCCCCAAUUUGGAAGAAUUAAAUAUCCCCAAAUCCAUGUCCUUCACUGUGAAGUCAGGAGUUUGGCUUGCCUACCCAAAUAUUAAUUUUAAGGGGCGAGCUACUGUUCUGGAAGAAAACUGUGGGCUUUUUGAGAUUUCUGCCACCGAUGUGAAAUCAUUACAUCCUCUUCAAAUGGGUGGACUAAAAGUGGAAAUGCCUAUGAACUUGAAGGUUAUUAUUUAUGAAAAACCUCACUUCCAUGGAAAAUACAAAGAAUUUAGUGAACACAUAGAUUCUGUCCCUAAUUUUUUAAAAGAUGAUGACUUUCAUGGAAUUGGAUCAAUUCGUGUCAUCGGUGGAGUGUGGGUUGCCUAUGAAAAAGAACAUUUUAAAGGGCAACAGUUCCUGCUCGAAGAAGGAGACUUUGAAGACAGUAGUACCUAUGGGGCACUAAGCACUCCCAUCAUGUCUUUCCGGUACUUGCAAGCUAAUUUUAUAGAAUCUUUCAUCACACUGUUUGAUUCUGACCUAGAAAGUGGGAAGUUUAUUGACAUUACAAAUCAGGAAAUUCCUGACUUAGAAGAAAUUGGCUUUGGCAGUGAAACAAGAUCCAUUCAUGUUAAAAGUGGAGUAUGGGUUGCCUACCAGCAGAAAUUCUUUUGUGGAGAACAAUACAUUUUAGAGAAAGGCAAAUAUAAAUGCUUUUUUGACUGGGGAGGAUCAAGUAAUACAAUCAUGUCAAUACGACCUGUCCAGCUGGAACCACUUGGGAUAAAUGAACCUCCACAUUUGCUCAAAGCAUUCAGUAAACCAGGAUUCCAAGGUGAAUGCGUAGAUGUUACAAAUGAAAUUUCUGAUUUGACUUCAUUCACACCGUGUUCUUUCAAAGUUCUUCGGGGUUGUUGGAUCCUGUAUUACCAAGAGGACGUGUGUGAUCAUCAGUGUGUGUUGGAAGAAGGUCUCUAUGCUGACCUUACCUCCUGCGGGUGCCCAACCUCAAAAGUCAAAUCCCUCAAGCCCAUUGACUACGUUUUUGAAGAGCCCUCCAUCAGCCUCUUUGCACUGGAACAUUGUGAAGGAAGAGAGUUACAUCUCGAAGAGGCUGUGAAUUCUGUCCUGAACAAAGACUUGCACUUCUACACCCAGUCUGUCUGGGUAAAAAGUGGGCUAUGGAUAGCUUACGAAGGAUCCAAUUUCUUGGGAAGACAAAUCCUACUUGAGCCUAAUGAGAUCCCAAACUGGACAGCAUUCAGUGGAUGGAAAACAAUCGGUUCCCUGCGUCCUAUGAAACAGCCUGCUGUGUACAUCAGAAUAAAGAACCGAGCCCAGGACGAGUAUCUGACAGUCACUGGAACUAUCUCUGACAUGAGAGCAACAUCUGUGUGCAUUUCCCCCUACAGUGGAAAGAACACUCAGAUCUGGCACUACUGUCGAGGACUCUUUAAAUCCAAGGCCAAUGAUACAUGUCUUGAUGUGAUUGGUGGCCGGGACACACCUGGAGCUAAGGUGGCCUUAUGGACUGAACAUGGGCAGUUGAGGCAGAAGUGGAGACUGAACAAAGAUGGAACCAUCAGCUCUUAUCUCAGUGAUCAGCUGGUCCUUGAUGUUAAAGUAGGAAAUUAUUGUGACAAGACUCAUGUCAUUGUAAACCAGUUCUUGGAGGGAGAAGCAACGCAGAAAUGGGACAUUGAAAUCUUGUGAGAGAAUCUCCACCGUUGUUAGGAGCAAAAGAAGGAAGCUCACCGCCCGUGCCAUGUGCAUCUGUGCAGGAAGCUGCUGUCUGCACUCUCCCACCAGGAUCACCGAGCUGAAUAAACUCACCCCAUGCUCCAAGACUGUUGCUCUUAACCAUGGAAAAGCUUCA